This is a messenger RNA of Melitaea cinxia (Glanville fritillary), 2961 nucleotides long. RefSeq lists its product as uncharacterized. The transcript is spliced from 6 exons. The coding region runs from base 1 to 2961 and encodes 986 amino acids. Lineage: Eukaryota; Metazoa; Arthropoda; Insecta; Lepidoptera; Nymphalidae. The record is from RefSeq and is a predicted model, not a curated record.
AUGUGGAAAUUGUUUAUGUUGCUUUGGCUCGCGCCGUUGAGAAUUAUAUUGUCACAACCAGUGCUAAACGAAAACACAAGACGUCCCAGACAGUUAAAUUUUGAAGAGUGUUGUCCUUGUCUCGAUUCAGGAAGUCCUAAUCAUGAUGUGUUCGGUGGUACAAUGGAAAAAGCAGCGCCAGAAACUGCUGAGAACUGUCCUUGUUGGGCAGCGCCGGAUUCAGAAUCCGCAUCAUCUAUCUUUACACCGACCUUGAGAGCUGUUGAACCACUUAUCAGGUCAGUCAAAGAAAAAAAACCUAAGCCAUUACUUAACCCAGAAGUAGGACUUGCUUCAUCUGUUUUACAAACUUUACGCGAGGUCACUGAUCAAGAAUAUCAAGAGGCAUUAGUCAGAGACGCUACCAGAAACGCACGUAAAGAUAUGGACCUAAAUCUGUUAGGCCAAGAAAGUACAGUAAAUACUCCAAGGAACAUUGUUAACAUUAUAUUACAACCAAAGGAAGAAGACACAUACGAUACAAUUCCGGAAUCAUCACAUGUACAGGAAACACGCUGUGUUGACCCUAACAAAAAGAGUUCUAACAGUUUCAACUACGAAAAACUUAAGCUAUCAAAUAAACCGUUAAGAAAGUACUCUCCUUUGACUACUGCGAAAGAUAGUAAAAGAUAUUCUGAUAUGGCAAAUAGCGCGAGUAAUGUACAAGAACAUGCGACCCUGCCUUUAAAAAAAUACGGCCUAGUAGACCUAACUAAACCAUCACCACGUGUGAACAUGGAUUUAAAAACCAACAACGAUUUAAUAACUAACACGGAUUUCACUGAGACAAAAGAUAACUAUAACUUCGACAACGUAGACACAGUAUCAAGCCCCUCAGAAAUUAAUAUGGUUAAAGAUCCCCUCGAUAAAAUUACUGACAGAGAAAACAAUUUAAGCAAAGACUGCGAAAUUAGUGAUGACAUUAGUACAAUUGACAAUAAAGACAUAACUAACAAUAUUCAAAAACCAAAUCUCCUUAACGAAACUGCAAUAAAAAAUUUCGAGGUAACAACAGCAAAGAAUGAUGAUGAAAUGGUUACGUCGAGUAUAGAAGCGGAUAAUGUUAAAAAUGAAAGUAAUGAGGAAAACGUGUGUAACGUCGAGGACUUAGAAACUAGUGCAAGCAAUGGUGGCCUCCAAAAAACUAAUAUAGAACAAGAAAAUAAUGACGAAACCAGCGGUAAUGAGCCUAAUUUCGAAGAUAUUAAGAAAGUUAAUGAAAACCUUCAUGAAAAACUAAAAUCUAAUAUUCACAAUCCUUUGGGGCUUGAUUUCAUUAACAGUGAUUCUUACAAAAAUACAGAAACAACGACGAGUGUACCUACAAAUAUUAUAAAGGUUGGCGAUAUUGAGGUGGACGAUAAUAUUAAUACGCAAGACUUACAGGAAAUGUCUGAUCGUUUACUUAAUUUAAGUAUAUCUGACAAUGAAGUAGAAAUGCAAGGACUUGACUCCAAAGACUUAACAAACACAAUAAGUGAGACAGAUUUUAACACGUCACCAUCAGAGUUAAAUAAUAUUGUGAUGUCUACUACAUCUUCAUUUCAAUCAACAGAGUCUACAGCUGUUUUAUCGGAUUCAAUUGGAAAUUAUGAUGAAAUAAUUGAUUUGGUGGAUGAUAUACCUAUUAAUGAAGAAAAAAACGAUGAUACGACGAUAAUCGAUUCCUUACCAAUAACAAAUUCUUGUCAAAGUGGUGCGUCAAAAAUUUUGGAUCAAACAGAAAUAAGCUUGCCAAAUGAUCAGAGUAAUGAAAUGAUAGCUGAAGCUAGCAGGCCCAUCGUUAAUAGUAUUCCAUACUCAAAUAAAAAUGUUAUUAUUCAACCAAAUUUCGAAUCUGAAAACCAAAAACCAAAUGUUAGGAUGUUACUGGAUGAUUUUAAAUCUUCGUUAUCCGGUGUUUUUAGUGAUAACAGAGACAUGAGUAGAAACGGAGUAAGGCACAAUGAGCAACCGUUUAGUGAAUCAAGAAAUAUUGAUACGUUCAAAAGCAUUUCAAACAAACUAACUGAAAAUGAUUUAUCGAUACCUAAUAAAAUAAAUAAUUUAAAUUCUUACAAAGCUAAAGUAGCUACUCCAGAUUUUCUACAAAUGAAAACUGUGCCUUCGUUCAUAAAUAGACAAGAAAGCGCCUUGCAACAAACAUUAAAAAAUAUUCCAGGAAAUAGUUUACAAAACAAUGGAUUAAAGUCAAAAAUACCGCAAACAACUACAGUUUUAGGUAAUAAAAGUGGUAUAUUGAGAACUUCACAUACAUUAGGUGGAAAUUUAAGAAAUGCUGGAGAAACUACGAAAUUUAAGAGUGGAUUUGAAACGAAGACUCCACUCAAGCAAGAGUAUUUGCGUAAGCCAGUAAAAGAAAGUAAAUUAGGUUUCUCUUUUAUUACAACAUCAGAGCGUCCAGACAUAAUGAAGUCAAGAUCAAAUUCAAAAUUAAUAAAUAAGUCGCUUCCGCCUACUCUGCGGUCCAAUUUGCCUAAAACUACGAUACCAUCAAAAAGUCCACUACAAAAGAGGUUAGAGCUCAUGUCAAAAUUAAAACCUUUCGAACUGCAACCAUUAGCGAGUGAUAGAUUUUCAUCACGCAUAGCGAUACCAGAUAGAAAAAUGGACACUUCGAAACGAUUACCUUCUUCUGGUUUGGAAGAAACAAUAAUACAAUCAGUUGAUGAUAUAAGUGAAGAUUCUUCAGUGGGAUAUGCAAUUAAAAUAAAAUCUCCUAAUACCAAAACGAAUAAAAAGUUUACAGAUAGUGGCAUUAAUAAUCUAAAAUCACCUGCAAUUUUAGAUCCAUCGCAAUCGGCUUCAAAUAAUAUGAACAUGGUGGUAUCAAGUGUCCUAGAAAAACCUUUAAAGGAAAAUGUUUCAUACAAGUGUAAGAUGAUUUGUUAUGAGGACGAGUCGCAAGUAAUGAAUAGAUAA